AUGAAUUCGAACAACUCAUUAAGACUUAUACUCCCAAAGAACAAUGUAUGUCUAUCUACUGUUAGUUCGAGAACGUCUACCUCUGGAUCCGAUUCGCUGGUCUGUACCUUGCCUUCGCCUUCACGUAGGACAAUCGUCCCACGAAGAAAUCAGUGCCCUUCAUUGGCUGUAAACACUGAAACAACAGAAACGGAUGAUUUCAGUGAAAAUGAUAUCGUGCAUUAUGGAGAUGUUGAAUCCGGUAAUCAAGAAUUUUAUCCUCCCAGAAGCUACCGCGAACUAUAUGCUAACACGAUUGUCCCUCGUAAGCAUUUAAGAGCUACACAUCGAUGGGUUUCGCUACCAUCCCACAGUACUCCCCGAUUACCGAUUGCUUCUGUAACGCUUCCACCUGGACCGCGUCACUCUGGCUUCGACGUGAAUAAGGAAGGAAAACUGCGUCCAACUGUCAAGUUUUUGCUUCGCAUAGGUUCGGCGCUUGUACGACACCAAUACGACUCAGCGGCUGUGGAGAAGGCAAAUCCUCCUCCUCAACUACCACUUUGUAAUCGACGUAAACGCCGACGUAUAGAGGAGAAUCCAAUGCAAUCGAAUGACAAAAUAUCUUUAGUUCCAUCAGUUAAUAUUUCUCAUUUAACAUGGAAACCGAAAACUUAUCAUCGUCGCUGGGAUGAGAUAUGGAAUUACUGUACUAAUAACAAAUGUCCAUAUGUUCCUGCAUCUGCUAUGCAGUUACUACGAUUAACAUCAGGAAUUUGUUAA
This is a messenger RNA of Trichobilharzia szidati, 762 nucleotides long. The record is from the annotation of a GenBank genome assembly. NCBI's taxonomy places the organism in Eukaryota, Metazoa, Platyhelminthes, Trematoda, Strigeidida, Schistosomatidae.